UCCACUCUUCACUCCCCACCACCAAAGAGCAAAAGAGAGAGAGAGAGAGAGAGAGAGAGAGAAGCAAACUUCUGCUUUGAACCUCAUCAAACUUCAUAGAAAUGGGUGAGGAGAAGAAAGAGGAGGAGAAGAAGAAAGAGGAAAAAAAGGAAGAGAAGAAGGAAGAAGAGAAGAAAGAAGAAGAACCUCCAGAAAUUGUCCUCAAGGUUGAUAUGCAUUGUGAAGCUUGUGCUCGCAAAGUUUCCAGAGCUUUGAAGGGAUUUGAAGGAGUGGAGGAGGUGAGUGCAGAUAGCAAGACGAGUAAAGUGGUGGUGAAAGGAAAGGCAGCAGACCCCAUUAAAGUUUGUGAGAGACUGCAAAAAAAAAGUGGUAGAAAAGUUGAGUUAAUUUCGCCUUUGCCUAAGCCGCCCGAGAAGAAAAAGGAAGAACCAAAAGAACCCAAAGAAGAGAAAAAAGAAGAGCCUCCAGUUGCCGUAACAGUUGUGUUGAAUGUUCCGAUGCACUGUGAAGCUUGUGCUCAAGUCUUACAGAAGCGUAUAAGAAAAAUUAAAGGUGUUGAGUCAGUGGAAACCAACCUAGGAAACGGUCAAGUGAUUGUGAAAGGGGUAGUUGAUCCAGAAAAGCUGGUGGAUGAUGUGUACAAGAAGACCAGGAAGCCAGCUUCCAUCGUGAAGGAUGAGGAGAAGAAGGUGGAAGAGAAGAAAGAGGAAGAGAAGAAGGAGGAGAAAGAUGGCGAAAAGAAAGACGGCGGCGGCGGCGGCGAAGAGGGGAAAGAAGAGGAAGAAAAAAAGCUUGACAUGAAGAGAAAUGAAUAUUGGACGUCCAAGUACUACUUGGAGUAUGCUUAUGAUCCUCGCCCUGAUCAAUUCUUUAGUGAUGAGAAUCCAAAUGCAUGUUUUAUCAUGUAAUGUAACGAUUAAUCCAUGGAUUAAUUAAUGUAUUAUUCUAGUUAAUUAGGUAUGUGUGAUGCAAUUUUCUAUGUAGUAUAUGUGAUAAUAAGAUGCGAGGCACAAACGCAAAUCAAGGAUUUAUGCGAUCCUUAGAUGUUGUUUUAUUUGUAACUA
This is a messenger RNA of Pistacia vera, 1064 nucleotides long. RefSeq names its product heavy metal-associated isoprenylated plant protein 7-like. Gene Ontology annotation, molecular function: metal ion binding. The record is from RefSeq and is a predicted model, not a curated record. NCBI's taxonomy places the organism in Eukaryota, Viridiplantae, Streptophyta, Magnoliopsida, Sapindales, Anacardiaceae. The transcript has 5 exons. The coding region runs from base 102 to 908 and encodes 268 amino acids.